Molecule: messenger RNA, 513 nt
Organism: Leptopilina boulardi
Lineage: Eukaryota; Metazoa; Arthropoda; Insecta; Hymenoptera; Figitidae
Product: MIEF1 upstream open reading frame protein
Exons: 2
Coding region: 174-368 (64 amino acids)
Source: RefSeq, a predicted model, not a curated record
GAUUAGGUUAGAAAUUUAGCAUCAACGGAAUAUUGUAAAUAUUGUAAUUUUUCGUCAUGGAUUAUUUUCUAUGCUAUUAAAAACAGUUUAAAACUAUCAUGUUAGUAAUUAUAUAUAUGAUUGAAUUACGAAUUACUAUUUAUUCUUUAUUUAAAAUUAAUUAAAAGAACAAAAUGAGUAGAGAAGUUUUGCAACUGUAUAAAAAUUUACUGCGUUACAGGCAAAACUUGAAGUAUACUGAUAAAGAUUAUUUUACAUCUCGAAUUAAAAAAAUUUUUCGACAAAAUCAAUGUCUAGGUGAUGAAAAAAUUGUCAAGUUUCAAAUUCAGAAAGGACACGCUUUUUUAAAAAAUAAGAGAGUCGUGUAAAAAAAAAUGUUUUUGAAACUAUUAGAUCUAGGAAAAAUUGUAUCACGCAAUUUAAUAUUAUCAAAUGAAUUUUUAGUACAUUAUCCAAAAUAUGUGAAUUUCAUUCAAUAUCGUUUUAAAUCUUUUAAAAAAUCAUUGGAUUAUU